Leptomonas pyrrhocoris is the source of this 564-nucleotide messenger RNA. RefSeq lists its product as hypothetical. Gene Ontology annotation, cellular component: prefoldin complex; cytoplasm. The transcript has a single exon. The coding region runs from base 124 to 564 and encodes 146 amino acids. NCBI's taxonomy places the organism in Eukaryota, Euglenozoa, Kinetoplastea, Trypanosomatida, Trypanosomatidae. The record is from RefSeq and is a predicted model, not a curated record. Gene Ontology annotation, biological process: protein folding. Gene Ontology annotation, molecular function: protein folding chaperone.
AGAACUCACUAAAGGAGCGUUUGUCUUCUUUUCGGUUUUCUUCCUCCAACACCGCGUCUCAUCGGCUCUCACCUUCAACCACACUCCCCACUUUGUUUUCUUUCUUUCUUGAUUCGGGCCAUCAUGUCGAGUAGCGGUAGCGCCUCGGUCGCCGCUCAGGCGGAGCUCAUGGAGAAGGAGAAGACCGUCACGGAGCACCAGCAGCGGCUGGAGUCGUUGCGCGACACCGUCAAGACGAUGGCGACCCGGCAGGUCACCCUCAAGCGCACUGAGCGUCGUUGCCAGAUCACCGUGGGCGAGCUCACCAAGCUGAAGCCGGAGCACGUCGUCUACCAGGGCGUCGGCCGCGCCUUCAUGCGGGUGCCGGUGAACAAGCUCAUUGACAGGAACAACGAGGAGAUUGAGCGGUGUGAGGCGGAGGAGAGCCGCCUAUCCAACGAGAAGCAGCGCACGUCGGAGUUGGUGACGAGGGAGGAGGGCGAGCUGCGCCGCGCCGUGGAGGAGUUCCGUGCGGCGGUGAUGGUGGUGCAGGCUGCCCAGGCGCGUGGUCAGCAGAGCGCUUAA